Trichobilharzia szidati is the source of this 688-nucleotide messenger RNA. NCBI's taxonomy places the organism in Eukaryota, Metazoa, Platyhelminthes, Trematoda, Strigeidida, Schistosomatidae. The record is from the annotation of a GenBank genome assembly.
AUGAAGGUGCGUAAACCAGUAGGCAAAACGACUUCAUUUCUCACUGUUUGUAAUUCUUUACGUGCCCCGUGUUUGUCUGUCUGUUCUAUACAUUUACAAUGUAAGCAAUUACACAACAGGUGGUCUAGACAUCGUCUUCAUUCUUCUCUCUAUAAGCCUACAUUUAUAAUUCCACGAUUUAUGGAUUUACUGUAUGGUUGGAGAUGGGAACGUCAAGAUGAAAUUUCUGCUGCUUUAAAGGCUGGUAUCAGUGUUGUUGUCGAUCGUUACAGUUAUUCGGGUAUUGCUAAUACAGCUGCGAAAUUUCAUCCACUCUCAGAAGCUGAUUGGCAAUGGUGUCGUUCCACAGAAUCUGGUCUACUACAACCUGAUUUUAUAUUUUGUCUUGCCCCGGAAAAUUUCGCUGAAAUCACAGUACGUGAUGGAUUCGGUGAAAAGAAAUUUGAGACACCAGAUUUUCAGAAACAAGUUCUUAUCAAUUAUGGUCGUCUGUCACGUGAAAUGGAAUCAGAAUUGAAUGAGGCUGCUGGUGGUGAUGCUGCUACUGAGACAAAAGACUUGGAACCACGACUAUGGCAUUGGAUACCAGCAACUGGACAAACUGUAGACGAUACACAUUCAUGCAUAAUGGCAAUCAUCGAUCCAAAACUAUAGGGGGUUCCUUUUUAAAUAUAAACUUUUCUACAUA